This is a messenger RNA of Penicillium subrubescens, 1644 nucleotides long. Its product is annotated as putative cellobiose dehydrogenase. Bases 1 to 1644 code for a protein of 547 amino acids. The record is from RefSeq and is a predicted model, not a curated record. The transcript is spliced from 2 exons. Gene Ontology annotation, molecular function: oxidoreductase activity, acting on CH-OH group of donors; flavin adenine dinucleotide binding. NCBI's taxonomy places the organism in Eukaryota, Fungi, Ascomycota, Eurotiomycetes, Eurotiales, Aspergillaceae.
AUGCGGUUCCUACGUGUGAGCUGCCAGGCAGCUUUGAUCGCUGCUGCCGGAAGCUUGGCUUCUGCCUCUACCUUCAAGAAUGGACACUACGACUACAUUGUCGUUGGAGGUGGUCCUUCCGGCAUCAUCAGCGCUGAGCGAUUUGUUGAGGCCGGGAAGAAAGUGCUGCUCCUUGAACGAGGCACUGGUCCAACAGUGGCAACUGGUGCGAACGAUACUCUUUCGUGGGACAACCAGUUGACGCCGAUCGAUCUUCCCGGCCUAUCCGCUGAUGUCGGUGCCCUUCCCGAGUGGAGCGAGUACAUGUGCUCUGACACCGGAGGUAUUGCUGCCUGUGUUCUUGGUGGGGGCACGACGGUGAACUAUAUGGUUUUUGUGCACCCUCCUGAGCAUGACUUUGACGACAACAACAAUUGGCCUGCGGGAUGGAAGUGGAAGGAUAUCAAGCCUGCUGCUGAGAGGCUCUACAAGCGGAACCCUGGCACUAUCUUGCCUUCAACUGAUGGCAAGCGCUAUGAUCAGGGUGCCUAUACAGUACUCUCGAAGUUCUUCAACAGGCUUGGCUGGAAGUCGGUUGAUAUGAUCUCUCAGCCCAAUGAGAAGCACCAGGUCUACAGUUAUCCUUCCUGGAACAUCAAGGACUUGGUUCGUGCUGGUCCUCUUCGCACUUAUCUGCCCAUUGCCCAGAAGAGCAAGAACUUCGACUUGCACCUGGGUAUCAAGGUGCUCCGCGUCGUGCGCGAAGGCUGCCGGGUCACUGGCGUUGAAGUGCAGACCAGCUCUGGAAAGACCGAGAUUAUCACUCCUGCCCACAAUGGUCGUGUUGUCCUCGCUGCCGGUGCUCUCUCAACUCCUCGUCUGCUCUUCAACUCUGGCAUCGGUCCCAAGAACCAGAUCGAGACAGCAAAGAAGAGCGGCAUCACCGUUCCUGCCGAGAAUGAUUGGAUUGACCUUCCCGUCGGUGUUGGAAUCAAGGACCACCCGAUCUUCACAGUCUCCGUCCAGACUAAAGGCGACUUUGGCAUUCCCGACUACGAUAGCAUCUUGAACGGCAGCGACACCACCGAUAUCAACCUCUACAAGCAAGGCAACGGUCUUCUGACCCAGGGCAAGCACCGGAUGAUUUUCUUCAGCUCCAACAAGGUGCAUGGCCAGACUCGCUACUACCAGGGGUCUUGCGCCCCUGCCGCAAACUCGGUCGUCGAGAUUAAGGUCUACAUGACCCACGGUCUUACUUCGUCUGGUCUUCUCGGUCUCGACUCGAAGCAGAACACCGUCAUCGAACAGUCUCCCUACAUGCGAACUGUAGGUGACCGUCAAGCUAUGCGUUCUUUCAUUCAACAGCUGGUGAAUGACAUCCAUGCCCCUUCGUCUGGUUUCGAGUUGGUCAAGAAACUGAACACUUCUGCUAUCCUCGCUUCUCCGUCUCCGGGUGACCACUAUGCCUCCUCUGCCAAGAUGGGCACUGACGAUGGCCGGAAGAACGGUACCUCUGUCGUGGAUAUUAACACGAAGGUGUACGGAAUGGACAACCUGUUCAUUGUUGAUGGCAGUAUUCACCCUGACCUCCCUACCGGCAACAUCCAGGCCACUAUCAUGGUCGUCGCCGAGGCCGCGGCAGCCCGAAUCCUUGCCCAGAAAUAG